GCACGUUGAGAUUCCUCGGCGGGCCUGGCAGCGGCUGCUGGGCAUGCUCAGUGGGCAGGACCCGUUAGAGUGGCGAGUAAGGAAGCGUUGGCUCGUCUCUGGGUCUGCCUUCCCCGGUUCAGGCCCCGGCCCUGGGCUUUUGUGUGCGCGGAGCUGCAGCCGCCGCUGCCUCCUCGCGGGGCCGCCCGACCCCAGAUGCCGGCCGGCCUGUCCGGUUUCCGCCGUUAACCUCGCCGCGCGGCUGGAGGAGGAGCGGGGCGGGGCGGGGCCCGCGGGCCGGCGGCCGGGCGGGCAGGAGGGCCCUGCCGGGGGUGGGGGCGGCACAGGCACCAAGAUGUCCAACCGAGUGGUCUGCCGGGAAGCCAGUCACGCCGGGAGCUGGUACACAGCCUCAGGACCGCAGCUGAACGCACAGCUAGAAGGUUGGCUCUCACAAGUACAGUCUACAAAAAGACCUGCUAGAGCCAUUAUUGCACCCCACGCAGGAUAUACAUACUGUGGGUCUUGUGCUGCUCAUGCUUACAAACAAGUGGAUCCAUCCAUUACCCGGAGAAUUUUCAUCCUUGGGCCUUCUCAUCAUGUGCCCCUCUCUCGAUGUGCACUUUCCAGUGUGGAUAUAUAUAGGACACCUCUGUAUGACCUUCGUAUUGACCAAAAGAUUUACGGAGAACUAUGGAAGACAGGAAUGUUUGAACGCAUGUCUCUGCAGACAGAUGAAGACGAACACAGUAUUGAAAUGCAUUUGCCUUAUACAGCUAAAGCCAUGGAAAGCCAUAAGGAUGAGUUUACCAUUAUUCCUGUACUGGUUGGAGCUCUGAGUGAGUCAAAAGAACAGGAAUUCGGAAAACUCUUCAGUAAAUAUCUAGCGGAUCCUAGUAAUCUCUUUGUGGUUUCUUCUGAUUUCUGCCAUUGGGGUCAAAGGUUCCGUUACAGUUACUAUGAUGAAUCCCAGGGGGAGAUUUAUAGAUCCAUUGAACAUCUAGAUAAAAUGGGUAUGAGUAUUAUAGAACAAUUAGACCCCGUAUCUUUUAGCAAUUACUUGAAGAAAUACCAUAAUACUAUAUGUGGAAGACAUCCCAUUGGGGUGUUAUUAAAUGCUAUCACAGAGCUCCAGAAGAAUGGAAUGAAUAUGAGCUUUUCCUUUUUGAAUUAUGCCCAGUCAAGCCAGUGUAGAAACUGGCAAGACAGUUCAGUGAGUUAUGCAGCGGGAGCACUCACGGUCCACUGAAGCUCUGAAUCCUCAGGGAUGCCACCUGCACAUACUCAUUCUCUGUCCGGGGUCCCAGCCUAGCCCUUACCAAGAUACUGGUCCUGGUUUGGGGGGAUUCUGAAACCUCAAACUAAUAGAACUUUCUUCUCUUCUUUUCUAGUAGGUGUAGUCCUUCCUUAAUUUCAACUCAUUAAAAAAUGCUUUAUAGUUUAGGGCAGUGGAAGGAAGGCUGGCAUCAAAAUAUUUUGAUCAAAAAAGAUGGCAAUGUAAAGGCCCAGUUGUGGGAGACAGUUUUUUUGAGAGUAACUUGUAAAGCAUUUACCAUAUCCUAAAUUUGCACUCUUUGCAGACUUGUGCACAUAUAUUCCGCUUUCAGAAUAGUUUUGCAAAUUGUACACAAACAAACAAAAAAGGGUGGAAGCUUUUUAAUAAAGAAAUUGCAUUUAUAAAUGAUCUGUAUUAGAAUAUAAUAAAUCUCCAGUUAUAGUCAAUUACUACCCGUGUUGUACAACAGAUACCUUCUAUUUUAGUUGCUAAUAAAGGGCUACACAACUCAAAAUAGUCUGAUUUAAACUUAUUGCUCUGUGGUACAUAAGAAAAUUGUUUUUUUAUUAAUUCCAUCUCAGAAUUUUUAUGUUAAAAGUGGUAAACUUCAGCUCAUGUAGAGAUAUGUUAGGAUGUAUUUUAUUUUUUACAUAUUUAUGUGAUUUUUUUUAUCACAGAAUCAUAUUUUAAAGUUAGCUUUUAAAAUUACAUAUAGUUUGCCUUUUUGUGUGUGACAUCACUUUGUGUCAUUACUAUAUUGUAACGAUAUAAAUUCAAGAUUGGUAAAAGAAUGUAGAUGUAGUCCUUUCCUUCAAAGAUUGUGUUUGAUAGGCACUAGUCUGCAAAUGAGGAAAUGUUGAAGAGUAUUCUUAGUGAUUUUUAAAUCAUUGCAGACCAAACACUACUGCUAUGCCUUUGUAGUGCUUUUAAGCAGUUUGACUCUCUAUUUGAAUUUAUAGCAAGAAAUCAUUAACAAUAACAAAAACAAAAAAAGCCACUGGAUUUUCUUACAGUUCUACAAAUUUUUUUGUCAUGAUUUUUGGUGCGGCUCUUCCAACUAAAAUAAUGGUAUGGUGUUGUAUUUCUUUUUUUAGCAUAGACCAUUCCUAGUCACUUCGGGGGGAAAAAUAUAUAAAUAUAUAUAAUUUGAUUAGUUAAUUAUUGGCCACCAUGCAUGUAUUAGAUUAUACCUGUUUCAGUAUAACACUGGGUAUCUACAUCACACUGGAGAGCAUUUGUAUCUUCAGUCUUAUGCCGGAAUAGCACAAUUUUUAGAUGCCUUGCACCAAUUUUAUUUAAAGAUUUGCAUUUCUUAGUUACUAAAUAUCAACUUUCUAUACUCAAGAAUUGAGAAAAAAUAAUGUUUCGGAUUCAAAACUACCCACCUAUAUGUGUAUGGAAAUUAUACUUGUACACGUUAAUGAUUUAUUUCCCAUCACUUAGGUAUACUUUUGAGUACCAUAAAUAUUUAUUCCUUAUUUAUUAUACAGACUAUAAACAUUUUAAACUUGACUACAGAGUGCAUUUUUAUUUUCUGAGUAUAAAAUGGAUACAUGAUUAUUAUAGAAACUUCAGAAAAUACUGAAAAGGAUAAAGAAGAGAAAAAAAUUGUCUGCAACUUCACUAUCCAGAGAUAACACUGUUAAUAUUUUUUGUAUUUCCUCUCAGUCUUUGUCUAUGCUAUUUAUAUGUAUGAGUGUGUAUAUGUGUUUGUGUGUGUGCAUAAUAACAAAAUUGAGAUUAUAUUGACCAUAUAGUUGUAUAUCCUACUUUUUAUAACUUCCUAAGUACUCCCCCAUAUCUUGGAAAGUGUGAUUUUUAAAAAAUGGCUGCCUAAUAUUUUAUUGUAUGAAUAUAUACCAUAAUCGAACCAGUUCUCUCUUUGGAUAUCAGAUUGUUUCUAGUAUUUCACAAUUAUAAAUAAUAGUGGGAUGAACAUCUUUGUAUGUGAAAUUUGAACUGUAUAUUUGACUAGUUCUUAAGGAUAUAUUCAUGGGAGUGGGAUAAUUGGUUUAGAUGGUGAGAACUUUUUAGGCACUUUAAAAUAUGGCCAAAUUACCUUUCAGAAAGUUUGUACCAAAUUAGCAAUACAUGACUACCCAUCAUACUUCCCCUUCUCCACUAUUGAUUAUUAUUUUCUAAAUUUUUGACAAUUUGUUAAGCAAAUAAUUGGUUGUACUUUUGAUCAUUCUAGUAAGAGUGGCUUUACCAUGAAUACAUUUUUUUUUUCCUUCUGUGAUUUUGUAAUUGAUUGAUUAAUAGAAAACAUGAGAGGAUUGCUUAGCUUGAGUGGGUGACACCCCUGUGAAUAUGUUUACUGUGCGUUUGAAACUCUGGAAUAUUUCACCAUCACUCUACCCUUUCCUAGAAUAUGAGCAUAUCUUUCAUACUCAAUUAUGAAGUAGAAAGAGUUCCAAACUGGUAGUUGAGUACUGGAUUCUAGUUCAGUCUGUGCCACUGUUGAGUUCUCUUACCAUAAAUAUUUUGUGUUCUAUUGAGACAUUCUCAUCUGUAAAAUGUGGAUGUGAUCUUUUAAGGACAUUUUAGUAUCAAAGUAUUUUAGUGUUGGGACUAUUCUUUAGAGAUUCUGGUGUCACUUAAAUGUUAAAAAGCUACAUGAUUAAAUUAGAUUAGAAGUUUUAUUUAAUUUCAACUCUGCAUACAUAAAAAUGAAAGUCUUAACACAAAAGAAAUUAAUUUGCAUAAUUCAAUACAGUUACUAUUACCUAAAUAAUAAGCUUUUCUACUUUAAGUGCCUUAAAAGUGUUUUGUAUUUGAAAUCUAAAAUGUAAAGGAAAUUAUUAUGUAGUUCUGUACAGUUUCUUCUUUAUUAUGUACUUGUGAGUUAUUUGCAGCAACUUUUUUUUUAACCGUAGAUUGCACAGAGCAGUAUAUUCAUGGAUUCUUCACUAUUCUGCUAGUGAGGCGUUGGGAAAUGUAUGUUAAAGAUUAGCUCAGUGAGCAGGUAAGUAAAUGCUUUGUCUUGGGUGGGCAACAAAUCUUCAUACAGAGUAGGAUAAAGGACUAUUCAGAUAUCCCAGUGUUUAUAUUUAGAUACUCCAGUGUGGGUGGUAUGUCCAGAGUUAGUCAUUGAUUAUUGUUGCAGGUCACAAAUUUUUCUUUGGCAGUAAAUAGUUAAUUGCCCUAGAUUAGACAUUGGCAAAUGUUUUGUGUAAAGGGCUAGAUACUAAAUUUUGGGGGUUUGCAGGCCAUAUAGUCUCUGUCCCAACUAUUCACCUUUGCCACUUGUAGCACAAAAGCAGCCAUAGGCAAUAUGUAUGUGAAUGGAUGUGGCUCUGUUUCACUCAAACUUUAUUUACACAAAAAUACAGCUGGAUUUGGUCCAUGGGCCAUAGUUUGCUAUCCCCUGUCCUAAAUAUUGUAGUUUACUUGUAUUUCAAAUAUUGGUCAGUAAUUUAAACUGCAACAAAUGAUUUUAAGUUUAUAUUAUCCCAAAUCUCUCUUAAUUUGAUGUAGUCUACAUGGCUGGGUUUGAGUGUUAUGCAGAAUUAUAAAGAUAAGUAAGGAAGUGGGUAAAGGAAACUGGGAGGUCUUAGGAGCUAGUGUUAAAACACUUUGAAGCCCUUUCAUUUGCUGAAGUCCAUUGAGAGUUUUGCUUUGCUACCAAAAAUAAGAGUGAUGAGUGGAGGUUGUGACUGGUUGUUGCAAAUUAUAGAAAUUAUUUUAAGCCCUUGGCUAUGUAGAUGGUAUUAGAAGAUGGAUGAGAUGAACCUUUUACCUGAGUAUUCUAGGCAUAGACCAAUAAUUUAAGAGAUAUGGUAAAAUGUGACUCUAUUUUGUGACUACCAUCUUUCAUCACCAUCCCUUAAUAUUUAACCCCCCACUCCCACCCUGCCCAGUAUUUAGUUGAUGGGAAAAUUACUACACUGUUUUGGUCUCAUUUACUCUGGAUCACUGAAAACUUCAUCAAAGAUUAGUAUUAGUCCAUAGACUGGCAGUUGGGUAGUGCUGGGGUAUGGUUGCUUGAAAGACCUAGUGUGGUUGUAGAACUAUUACUGAUUAGGAGGUGUAAUAAACCACAUGCAGCCUGACAUUCAGUCUAAAAUGUUUAUAUUAUUAUGUUGAAUGGUAAGUGCUACAUAUUAAGGGGGACAUUAUGAACUAUAGUGUUCAUAGGGAAGCAUCUGGAAUGAUGAAAGUCGUGAGUGCUAUAGAGAGUGGAUGUAGUUAAAGAAAUUGAUAAUAUUUAUUUUGGAGAAGAUAAGUUUAAAGAGAGGGAGUUCCCCCCCUCCCCCAAUACUUGAUUACCAUGUGUAGGAAGGGAUAGAGUUGUUCUUUGUUGUUCUUGGUGGAAAAAUUAAGAAAUGGAAGUUUCUGGUUCCACAUUUAAUGUUCUGUGUGAGAAUUUCUAAAUGCGAAUCAGCUGUGUCCUCAUAAAAGCAUUGGAAGUACUCAAAAGCUAGAUCAGUGGUUCUCAGAGUAGCAUCCUUUACUUUCAGCAUCGGCAUCAUCUUGGGUAUAUUAUUGGUGUAGAUCUAAAAUGAUGGAACACCAAGCUGAAAAAAAACUAAUGGAAUUAGUACAAAUAAAAUGGAACUUACUUCAUGUGUAUAAAAUUAUCAAGGGCAGUAAUUUUUAAAUAAAAAUUGAUUUUGAUCAUUUAACACUAACUUUCAACAUAGAUUAUGAAUUGAUUGUUACAUGUUAGUGGAGGAACACUGGACCCUUAGAAUAAUUAAUAUGCUUUUGUUUUAGUGAAAACAUUUAAAUAUAAGCUAGAAGUUUCUAUUUACUAAAAUAAAUUUAAGUUGUUCUUUAAAUCAUUGACUUAACUUUGUUAAACAGGUGCUUCUUCAACAUUGAAACAGCCAUAACCAUAGCAGAAGAAGGUGUUGAGGGAGCUUGCUCUUUUUAUACAUGUGAAUGUCAGAAUAUUAGGAAGGGAGCCAAGAGCAGCUGGCAGAUAAAUUUUCUCUGCCUUCUUUCUCUUUUACCCUUAAGUACGACUGAGUGACAGGUCACACUAUUAUUGACUGUGCUAUAUUUGGUAAAAGUACUUCAAGUGAUGCUGGUAACUGGGACUUCUGUCUUUUUAAAGUCACUGUUGUGGAUGGAAUUUGUUUGCCUAUCAUGAGUUCAUUGAUAAAUGCUGCUUUUGGGGGUACUAUGUGAAAUUUAGAGUUUUAGAUUUAUUGUUUAUUUAAAGGUUCUCUGGGGGAUUUCAGAGUGGUUUGUGCCCAAGAUGUGUCACAUUUAUUGCUUAUGUGUGUAAGUUUAACUCUAAUACAAGGUUUUUGCCAACACCCUAUAAAAGAAUAGAAAAAAACUUUUAAAGCCAAUUCUUCUGAUUUUGAAAGCCAUAAUUUAAUACAAUUGGUUUUUCAUUAUAAAAUGUUUAAAUGCAUAUUUCAUACUGUACAGUGAGGUUUUAACUUUACUAACUGUAGUCCUAUUUUUUUCCUGUCAUCCUAAUAGUGAAACCAAAGAGCAUAUAAAAACCAUUAUUAAGCUAUUGAAGACCAAGUGUAUUUGGCUGUGUGCAAGACCUGACUUCUGGUCUUUAAAUUGGCCAGUGCAACUUUUCGAAAAUAUUUUAAUUUUUCUGACCACUAUAUUCUCUAAAUUACUUACUGAACGUGGUGUUAUAUACAUUUAAGUAAGAAAUACUAGAACAUGUUGAAAACUCAAAAAAACCCCAACACAAACACUAGAAUGAUAUAUAAAUGACAUAUGAAUGACAGAGUUUUGUGAGUUUUUAAAUUAAAUACUUAGACUGUUGAAGUAGAUAGAUUUAACAAAAGUAUUUUUAGCUUAACAGUUUCAUAAAUGGAAUUUUUUCUAAGUUUUCUUUUCUAUUAAAAUUUAUCCACUUGAAUCUAAUACAAUAGACAAAAUUUGUUCGAUUUUGAUGAAUUUUAAAGCAAGGAGAACAAAAGAGUGUUCAUAUGAAGUGUUUUCUGAAGGACAGGAAAGUAUAAUCCUUUUAAUUGGAAGCAUUUUUUAAUUGGAUUUUUCCAUUUUCAGUUUUUAAUUGUGGAAACCAGCUUCCUUACUGAUUUUAAAAGAUGGUAGAAUUUAAUAUUCCCAGGCUCUUUGUAGUGCCAAAUGAAAUGAAUGAUAGCGUAAGUGAUCUGGUAAAUUUGAAACCACUGGCCCAAGGUCCUUAGUUCAUAUUUUACAGUAUCUUUUGGUGUUUACUGGUAUGUAGAAGUGUUACAAAGUUUUAAAAACAGUAAUUAAAAUGUGCUUGAGCUGCUUGCCCAAUGACAUGUUGAGCCAACUCUGAACUAGUAAGAUACUAUAGCUUCUUUUUCAUUGGAAUUCAUUUUCAGCUUUGCUGAUGAGUUGCUACGGAUUUGCUGAAACAAGUCAGUGCUCUUUGCUAGAGCAGAGUUUCUUUCUUUAUUAAUGUGAGUUAGAAUUGAAUGAUAUGACCCCUUUCCACCUUUGGCUUUUUAUGACAAUAAUAAUACCUUAUUAUUAAAUAUAUUGUACUUUUAAUUUUUAAAACGUUUCACAACUUUUUCUUUCCUCUUAGUCUCUACAAUAAGUAGGCCAGACAUUGUUACUUUAUUAUUGGUAGAGAACCUGAUGCAGGCCCAUACAAAUAAUAUGACUUACAUGAGUUUGCAUGGCUAGUUAGUAUCAGAGCAAGGACAAGAACUCAGUUCCUCUAAUUUUCAGUCCUAUGUGUUAGAAAUGCUGUACCUUACUAUUACUACUCUAUGUUUUGUUUUUGGUGCUGGCUGUUUGAGAUAUGUUAAAUUCAAAUAGUAAUGGGAUUUUGCAACUUUAAUAAAAAUGGGAAUCAUUCAUGUACAUGUCUACUUUGAUUAAUUUAGGCAAAAAUAGACUUUUUUUGGUAGAUUAAAGUACUCCAUACUUUUACUAACUCUGAAGACUUCUAUUUUCUUUUCUCGGAAGUUUACUUUAAGACCUAAAAAUUCUAUUCUGUUGCUUGCCAUCGUUAAAAUGCACCGCUGGUUUGUAAUGGGACACUGACAAAAGUGAAAUUUAGGUUAUUGGUAUGUGAAUUACUGAUGGUGAGACUUUGCAGCAAACGCUUGGCUCUCACCCUUCCAGUCCAUGCAUAGAGUGUCCUGCAAGCACCCGUGACUCUGCCUUGGAUUGUCUCAUCUGUACACAGGGCAGAUUGGAAAUGCUAGGAAGAUAAUGCCUUGGGAGCAGCCCUCAGCCAGUGAUGGACGGGAGUUGGAGGAUAAUUAUUCUAGCUAACUUGCCCUUCUGGUGAUACUCUGAGGUAUAUUUCACAUUGCCUCUUAAGAGUUUCCAGUGGGACUGGACUUCAUUGCCCACAGCAGGAAACUGUUAAAUGUGUAUUCUUUAUUUUCUUCCUCCUCUUCACUGUCUCACUUCCAUGCCUUUAUCCAGUGUUCCCUGGGAUUACCUCCCAAAUGAGCUUCUUGUUUUUUGAAUUCUUGUCUCAGAGUCAGUGUCUGGGACCAUCUAAAACACUUUUUCUUGAAAACACUUUUCACCUGGGAAGUAAGUCAUUACUAGUAUUCUUGUUAGAUAUGAAAGAUUUCUUUAAAAAAGACAAUUAUUUUGAACCAGAUCUAAAACAAGUAUUUUAGUGUUCUAUUUUAGCUUGUCUCAAAAUUAUAUCCAUGUUUAGUUUAAUUUCCUUAGCUUCAUUUCAUAGCGAAGGAAAAACUCAAAGUAAAAA
This is a messenger RNA of Panthera uncia (snow leopard), 8903 nucleotides long. It is a transcript of the gene MEMO1, whose product is annotated as mediator of cell motility 1. The record is from RefSeq and is a predicted model, not a curated record. NCBI's taxonomy places the organism in Eukaryota, Metazoa, Chordata, Mammalia, Carnivora, Felidae. The coding region runs from base 44 to 1228 and encodes 394 amino acids. The transcript has 10 exons.